This is a messenger RNA of Aspergillus aculeatus ATCC 16872, 1142 nucleotides long. RefSeq lists its product as uncharacterized. Bases 253 to 774 code for a protein of 173 amino acids. NCBI's taxonomy places the organism in Eukaryota, Fungi, Ascomycota, Eurotiomycetes, Eurotiales, Aspergillaceae. The transcript is spliced from 3 exons. The record is from RefSeq and is a predicted model, not a curated record.
GUACAGUACAGUACUAUAUUUCAAUUCACUUGGAGUAACACACCAAAUAGUGACACUUGCUAAAUCUGCUAUAAUCCAUUACCAUCCCUCUUACUUCCUUCCACCUUGUCACUCUCUCACCUUUUUACUUUUCUCAUCUUCCCACCUUACACACUCUCUGCCUCUCCGUCUUCAACUCCAGUCUUGCGUCCUCACCUCCACAACUGUCAUAAGAACCUACCUACCGUGCCUCAACACGAAGCCACACACAAAAUGGGCUACACCCACUACUUCCACGUGAACUCCGCCAGCGAAGGCUGGGCGGCGAUCUGGCCGCGCCUGAUCGCCGACACGAAGACGAUCAUCGCCGCCGCGGGCGUUCCGCUGACCGGGCCUCCCAAGUACCACCCCAACGGGUACGAGAUGACCACGCCCCCGAUCGUGUCCGUGGACGAGGGGAUCGAUCUCAACGGGGUGGGCAAGAACGGCCACGAGCCGCUGGUGAUCGGCGUCCAGGAAGACGGAUCUUUCAAAUUCGUGAAGACCGCCCGCAAGCCCUACGACAAGGUGGUGGCGUGUGUGCUGCUCCGGGCCGCGAUGCUGGCGCCUCAGGCGGUGAAUGUCAGUUCCGAUGGCUAUUGGGAUUAUGAUCAGGAGUGGAUCCCUGCGAGGGUGCUAUACCAGCGUCUGUGGCCGCAGGACAAGAUUCAUUGUCCGUGGAAGGAGGAAGAGGCAGUUGACGAGGAGAUUGUCGACAACCCCGGCGGCGGCAGCACUGGCUGUGCCCAGCAAUAGAGGAGGACCAAGCCAUGGAGAGGUGGGAUAUCCGGGUUCUUGUAGCGUCGGACGCCUCCCGCGCUGUCGGAUUCUCCUACUCUGGACGGGUUGCGCUUCUGGUUCCGUUCAAAUGCUCGCGACUUCCGCUUCUUGACCAAGCUGUGUCUCUCGGUAUGGGGAACAGAUCAAUUAAGUUAUGUGAUCUUAUGCAGGAAUUGACUGCUAUGGCUGUCGCCACACUCUCUUGUCCAUCGACUAGCAUAGUACUGGCAGACUUCAAACUCUUCUGCAUUGUAUCAGGAGUUAUGCCCCUCUGCGCGCUUCAAGUCGCUUGCCAUGUUUUAGAACUAUGCAUUCAGCUCCAGAACCCGAGUGAAAGAUACAGC